AUGGCUAGCCUUCCUGUGCUAGCUUUCGAUGCUGAGGGCCGCCCAGUGAAGUUUGACACCUGGCUCGAUGACCUGCACCUAUUCCUACAGCUCACUGCCAAGGAAGACAUCUCACUGUACGAUCACGCCUUAGGCCAUGCUACUGCCCCUUCUUCUACUGCUGACAGCACUACACGCUCACAGUGGCAGACUCGUGACGCCCACGCUCGCUUUGCUAUUCGCAACUCCUUGCCGAUAGAUGAGCGCGAGCACUUUGGCCAGCACAAGACUGCACAGGCACUGUACACUGCUGUCGUUGCCCGCUACUCCUCACCUGCCUCUCCCGCACUAGGCCGUCUCUCACUCCCCUACCUGUUCCCCGACCUGUCCUCUUUCUCCACAAUCGCUGACCUCAUCACGCACCUCCGCACUAGUGAGGCCCGCUUCCGUGCCGCUAUGCCCGAUGAGUUUCUUGCCAAGAACCCCCCCCCGCUCCGGCUCACUCUCUACCAUCUAGUCACCCGCCUCCCUGACACUCUGCGUGCAGUCAGGGACCACUUCCUAGCUCGCUGCCCCACAGAGCUCACCAUUGCCCUCCUCGAGAAGGAACUACUUGCAGCUGAGGCUAGCAUAGUCGCUGUAGGUGCCUCUCGUGGCGACCCCCGCACCCCUUUCUUUGAGGGGUGUUCCCCUUCCCCCCUUCUCCCCUUUGUAGCCUUUGCUGCUGCUGCCGACCUCCUUGGUGCUGAGAAGGUCGGGACCGCGCGGUGGUGGGGGCGGUGGCGGCGGUGGGGGUGGUGGCGGGGCUGGAGGGUGGCAACGGUGGGGGUGGUGGCGGCAGCGGCGGGGGAGGUGGCAGGGGCGAGGGCGGAGGUGGUGGCAGCGGUGGACGCGGAGGCGGCAGGGGCGGUGGUGGACGGGGUGGCAGCGGCGGAGGUGGUGGUCGUGGAGGCGCCGGCAGUGGCUAGAGCCAGCAGCAACCUCUGUCGCCCGAGGAGCUUCGUGAGCGGUACUCUCAGCACGGGGGGGGGGGGGGGGGGGGGGGGUGGACUUAGCUACACGUACGUCAUCCGCAAAGGUGACCGCACUGGUCAGACGUGUGGGAGGGCGCACCCCACGCAGCGCUGCUUCUCCCGCCUCGACGACGCCUGGCGCACUCAGUUCCCUGGUGCCACUGAGCUGCCCCGCUGGGCCGAUCUGAUGAGGAAGAACAUUGAUAUCUAUGCUCUUGACUUUGAUGCUAUUCUCACUGCGAUGUAUGUCUUUUCUACUAGUGGAGAGGGUGAUCAGUACCUGUGUGUUCCGCCCAACCCGGGCAUUCGACCCAAUGGAGCUGCCACUCUAGGUGCUAGAGUGUCUAGUGCCCUAGUUGCUGGUGAGGCUGCCGCUCUAGGUACUUACGUGUCUGCUGCCCCAGGUGCUGAUGAGGCUGCUGCUCUAGGUGCUCGUGAGUCUACGCCCCCUGGUACUGGGUCUACUAAGGCACUGCACACCUUCACUCUGGACUCAGGUGCUUCUCGCUGUUUCUUUCGUGACCGCACUGCCCUUAAGCAGCUUGCUCGGCCAGUUGCAGUCUCCCUCGUUGACCCCUCUGGGGGUCCGGUCGUUGCGACCUCCUCCAGUGUCCUCCCUUGUCCUGCGGUUCCGUCGGGCACACUGUUAGGUCUCUACCUCCCCUCGUUCUCUACGAACUUGGUGGCGGGUAGUGCGCUCCAGGACGGGGGUGUCCACCAAUUUACCCCUGCCUACGAGUGCGUAACACACUGCACGUGCGCUCGGACGGGCCGCCACCUGGCUACCUUCACUCGGCAGCCGGGGUCGGACCUGUACACGCUGACCACUGAGUCCCCUCAGGUAGCUGCGUCUGCGUCUGCGUCAGGUCAGCUGUCUGCCCCCUGCUCGUGUCGCUCCCUGGCAUACGAGACUGUCCUCUGGCACCACCGCCUUGGUCACCCGUCAGUGCAACGCCAUCGUGCCAUGCACAAACGGUACCUUGUCUCUGGUCUUCCCAGGGUUCUCCAUCCACUCCCACCGUCGCCUGCUCCUCCCUGCCUUCCUUGUGUCGAGGGGCGGCAGUGCGCUGCUCCUCACUCCUCCUCGUUCCCUCCCACAGAGGCUCCACUGCAGACUCUCCACCUGGACGUGUGGGGCCCAGCCCGCGUCCGUGGACAAGGUCAGGAGAGGUACUUCCUGAUCGUUGUUGACGACUACUCACGCUACACCACGGUCUUCCCAAUUCGCACCAAGGGUGAGGUCCCUGAUGUUUUGAUCCCUUGGAUCCGUGCUACUCGUCUCCAGCUCAAUGAGCGGUUCCACUCGGACUUUCCUGUCCUGCGUCUGCACUCUGACAGAGGUGGUGAGUUUUCCUCCGACCUCUUGGCAGCCUACUGUGCGGAGCACGGCAUCCGCUAG
Molecule: messenger RNA, 2391 nt
Organism: Closterium sp. NIES-65
Lineage: Eukaryota; Viridiplantae; Streptophyta; Zygnematophyceae; Desmidiales; Closteriaceae
Source: the annotation of a GenBank genome assembly